CUAUAACGAAGCACCGCGAGACUGUAUCGCUUAGCAACAGAUCUGCCUAGUCGUAAGGAAAGACGUGGAAGUGUCGUAAAUAACACGAUCUAAGUAACCGAGCGAAGAGAGACACUACUAGAAACGCCUGGUGUCCAUCCUAUCGGAAAGAAGCAGGGGGAUAGCCAACAAACUAGGGGUUGGUCGAAGUGAGAUUACACCGGGAAACAAAGCAUAAGACAAACAUUAAACAGGCACGCCGGAGACAAAGGAGAGCCUGCCAGCGCACGAUAAAAAGAUACCCCGGGAAAUGAGCAUCUGUAGCGGCCGGGUCUGUCAGGAAACACCGCGGAUUGGGCGCUGCGGUAUCGACGCGGUCCCUGAGAAAUACAUCCUGUAACCGGCGAAUACACAACGCUAAAAGUGAACAACUGCACUUUCAAAGAUGUGUCUAAGGAAGGAAAACAACACACUGAACAAUUGCACAAAACCGGCGUUUUGAAGAGGUUGUUGGCUUCUGAAACCCAGCCAUAGCUCAGUGCAAGACAAAAGCAUAGCGUUUUAGAAACCUCGAAUUUGUAAAUAUGAACAGCAAUGAGUAGUCUUCUAAAUCGUUUUGAAGUCACUAGUCUUAACGUGUGUCAGGUCUGUACUGCUGGUCAGUUAUGCUUGGUACACAUGCAAAAGGCAGCUUCUAAUGAAAAUUGAAACGUUUGUCAUAAUUGAAUAAUAACGACAGAAACAAAACACCUGUGCUUUUAGUAUUUUUUGUAUUUUUAUAGCUGUUUGUUGAAAGCAGAGGGGUGUACGUUGUGUCUGUUUUCCAGGGCUUUGCAAUGGUUUGCGUAUAGGUGUUAAUCUGUGUUUUUAUUUAACACUGAGGUGUGAAAAUUCUAGCCUCUCUCUUCCCAGGCGUGUAUUAGAUCAGGGACGGAUUUUGUUUUUUCUAGCAAUAUUAUACAACGUACAGAUUUUAAACCACGCACAAGCCUUCAGCUGUAAUAAACUCACCCCCAUGCCAACUGAUUUAGUUUUUUUUUCUUUUCUCCCUCCCACUGUCUCUCUGGGAGCAUCCCUAUAAAACAUAAAUCGCUUUAAUACUAUCACUGUCAUUCCCACGCUGCUUCAAUCUUAAUCUUACCUUGAUUACUGUAAAGACAAUGAAAGAUUGUGAAUACCAGCAGAUCGAUCCGCAGGCUCUUCCAACACCCGCUCCGCUCGCCGCACCCGAACCCGAACCCGAACCCGGGUCCGAGAAGAAAACCCGGCGGCCUCGGAGGAAAUGGGAAGUCUUCCCGGGAAGAAACCGUUUUUACUGCGAUGGAAGAAUCAUCGUAGCUCGACAGAAUGGCGUGCUGCCGCUGACUCUGGGCCUUAUUCUCAUCACCAGUGGCCUCUUCUUCACUUUCGACUGUCCGUUUCUGGUGGAGCACUUGACGAGGACCAUCCCUGUGAUUGGCGCGGUCCUCUUCUUCUUUGUAGUGAUCUCCUUGCUGCAGACCAGCUUCAGUGAUCCUGGGAUACUGCCCAGAGCCACACCGGACGAGGCGGCAGAUGUGGAGAAACACAUUGAUAGCUCAGGUUCUUCUACUUACCGUCCUCCUCCGAGAACGAAGGAAGUCAUGAUCAACGACCAAGUUGUGAAGUUAAAAUACUGCUUCACCUGUAAAAUGUUCAGACCACCUAGAACCUCGCACUGCAGCCUCUGUGACAACUGUGUAGAACGCUUUGACCAUCACUGUCCAUGGGUUGGGAACUGUGUUGGAAGACGAAACUACAGAUUUUUUUAUACCUUCAUUCUGUCGCUGUCGUUUUUGACCGCAUUCAUCUUUGGCUGUGUGAUAACGCACCUCACGCUACGCUCGCAGAGUAACGGGGUUAUUCAAGCGCUUCAGGACAGUCCAGCGAGUGUUGUGGAGCUGGUGGUGUGUUUUUUCUCAGUAUGGUCUAUCCUUGGCCUCUCAGGGUUCCACACCUAUCUUGUUGCCUCUAACAUGACCACAAAUGAAGAUAUUAAAGGCUCCUGGUCCAGUAAACGAGGUGUGGAGGAAUCGGGUAACCCCUACAGCUACAGCAAUGUCUUCACAAACUGCUGUGCAGUGCUCUGUGGACCCAUGCCACCAAGUUUGAUCGACAGAAGAGGUUUCGUCGAGGUGGGCAGUGUCGCUCCUCCUCAUCCUCAUCCUGCCUCCAUCAUGGGAAAAAAUGACACCAGCAUGUGUGCGCAGGGCACUAAACACCUUCUCGAGACCGCUACGCGCUCGCUGUUCAUGACGGGCCAGCGCACGCCGAGGGACCUCAAGCCGGUGCCUGAACCCGCGACUAGCCAUACCGCCUGUGCCUCAGGAGACCCUCACCCAGCACCUCCCAGUCCCCCGGGCAGAGCUCAGCCUCCCCCUGGACCAGAAACGAGGAAAAACAACGGAGCAAAGAAACAGAAAACACACCAUAAAACCUAAUGACCGACUCGCCAGACCUAACUCCAUGCAGAUCCCUUUACAUUGAAAAGCUUUUUUUUUUUUUUUUUUU
Acipenser ruthenus (sterlet) is the source of this 2508-nucleotide messenger RNA. RefSeq names its product palmitoyltransferase ZDHHC18-B-like. The record is from RefSeq and is a predicted model, not a curated record. The coding region runs from base 1140 to 2438 and encodes 432 amino acids. Gene Ontology annotation, biological process: protein targeting to membrane; peptidyl-L-cysteine S-palmitoylation. Gene Ontology annotation, molecular function: protein-cysteine S-palmitoyltransferase activity. The transcript has 9 exons. Gene Ontology annotation, cellular component: Golgi apparatus; endoplasmic reticulum. NCBI's taxonomy places the organism in Eukaryota, Metazoa, Chordata, Actinopteri, Acipenseriformes, Acipenseridae.